AUGUCUCGAGACAAUGCACGAAAUGAGGAAAGAGAAGUUUUGGAUGGUUUUGAAGGUCUUUUGACAUCCGUAGCAUCUCAAUGCAAUGAUAUACCAAAUUCAAAUGUGAUCUUCCAAAGUUCCGAAUCGAUACGAGGUCCGGAUGUUGGAAAUUUGGGUGUUUUACGUCGGUUCAAUUCAUUGUUAGAAAACUGCGAAC
This is a messenger RNA of Racocetra fulgida, 199 nucleotides long. NCBI's taxonomy places the organism in Eukaryota, Fungi, Glomeromycota, Glomeromycetes, Diversisporales, Gigasporaceae. The record is from the annotation of a GenBank genome assembly.